AUGAUGAUGGCCCGCCGCAACCUCAGGUUGGCUCUGUCUGCGGCCGCUCUCAUGGCCCGUGCGGAUGCCGAGAUGUACGGCAAGGUCAUCCAAACCACCCUUGGUCCGGUUCAGGGCUACCAGUACUUCACCAACCAGACCGAGCUCGAGACCUACUUCGGCGUCUCGUCCAGCAACGUUGCCAAUUUCCUUGGCAUUCCGUUCGCCGCCUCAACAGCCUACCAGAACCGUUGGAGGGCCCCUCAACCCAGAGAGCCAUGGAACCAGACUUUGGUUGCCGACACAUGGGGCGCUCCAUGCCCCAGCAAGGAUACCGCGGGCUACAGCGAGGACUGCUUAAACCUCAACGUGUGGACUUCAGCCAACUCCUCGACCGACAAGCUCCCUGUCAUAGUCUGGAACCAGGGCUCCGACGAGACCUCCAACAAUGCAUGGUGGUACGGUGGUGGAAUGGCUCUACAGCAUGAUAUUAUUGUCGUGACUUUCAACCGUCGCGAUGACGCCUUCGGCUUCUUGGCCCAUCCGGACCUGAACGCCGAGUCUCUUGCUGAGAACGGCCAUAACUCCUCAGGCAACUGGGGUAUUCUAGACCACAAGGCCGCCCUGGAGUGGGUUCAGUCCAAUAUCGCCAACUUUGGUGGAGAUCCAGAUAGAGUCACUAUCAUGGGCCAGUCUUUCGGCUCCUCCCAGGUCUACCACGCCGUGAACAGUGCUUUGUUCAAGGGGCUCUUCGCCGGUGCCAUCUCUGAGUCCGGCAUCCACUACCCUACCAACCCGUGGAUCAACGGUUUAGCGACCUCAUAUGUCAACAUGUCCCGCGCACUUGAGCACGGUGUAAACUACACGACCAACCACAACGCCACCAGCAUCGCGGAGCUGCGGUCUGAGAGCGUCUCCGUCGAUGACCUGCUCGUGGGCUCGCAAGAUCGCGUCGGCGCAGCAGACAUGUGGUGGGUCACUGCCGUCAGCGCUGGCUACCCUCUGAUUUUCAAGCCCGUACUGGACAACUAUGUCCUGCCCGAGAAAUACAUGGACCAGUUGCUGCAGGGCCCAGCUAACGAUGUUCCUCUGAUCACUGGUGGCACCCAUGAUGAAAAUGGCGCGUCUCCUACCAAUUCCUACAACGCCUCCUAUAUCAACGAGGUGUGUGCACUGAAAUGGGCCAAUCUGUCGUCGCAGUACUUUGAGCUGUACCCCACUGGCAACACCACCACCUCCGCCAAUGCAGCGUGGAAUCUCGCGACCCUCGACCUCGGCUCCGUCUCCCAAUGGAUGUACGCGACCGAUCGCGUCGUCCGCUCGAACGCCACCGCUCCUAUCUGGACAUACCUCUGGAACCACGCGCCCCCAGGACAGGACCAGGGCGCUUUCCACCAGUCCGAGAUCAUGUACGUGCUGAAUGCGCUGUAUGCCAACAGCGAUGUCUACCCCUUUGUCGAUCAGGACUUCUAUAUCCAGAGCGUGGUCUCUGCAUACUGGGCAAACUUUGUCAAGACGGGAAACCCAAAUUACGGCGACUCAUAUGGCAACGCCAGCGCCAGCCUGCCCUACUGGGCGCCCAACACCGCCGAUACCGGAAACAUGUUCAACAUUGGUGACUCGUUCCAAAACAUCAGCCUUGCAGGAAACGAGACCAUUGGUAGUGCGACCUCAGAGGCGAAAAUCUCUCUCAUCCAACAAUAUUAUGCUCAGCAAACUGCCUUUUAG
Diaporthe amygdali is the source of this 1707-nucleotide messenger RNA. Its product is annotated as carboxylesterase. The record is from RefSeq and is a predicted model, not a curated record. The transcript has a single exon. Bases 1 to 1707 code for a protein of 568 amino acids. Lineage: Eukaryota; Fungi; Ascomycota; Sordariomycetes; Diaporthales; Diaporthaceae.